AUGUCUGGCGUCUCGAGCGAGGCAUCCAGAAAUCCUACCCCGGACCACCAACGACACUUGGGGAAUGCUUCGUCCGAUAGGGUUGACGAGUCUGAAAAUUCAAAAGCUCCUGAUGGAGACCGGAACGACGAUGGUGUCCCUAGUCAUGGCGUAACCAUUACUGUCGAGGAUGCCGAUGCCGAAACAGACGAAGACGCUGAAGACGUCGACGACGACGACGAACAAGACGGGGAUUCUGAAGAUGGCCACACUAUGCCAGGAGGCUCGCAGGCAGAUUCCAAUGGAGAGUCGGACGCUCACAUAGAACAAACACAAACUCCGCAGCUCGAGAGCCAUAAACAGGAAUCAGAGAGACUACCGCAGGAGGAGGCCGAGAGUGAGACGACGUCCUCGAUCCAACAGCAGGACGAAAAUGUCUCUCACCCAGAAAUCGCUCCUGAUUCGCGCCUGCAAAGGUCUGACUCGAAAUCGACAACCGUCUCUCGCCCGCUGCCGGUUACUUCUACGGUCUUUGUGAUUAGUGCGCUGGAAACAAUUGGAGCUUCGAAGGAAGUCAAGAGGAACAAGGAAUUCACAGAUGCUGUCCAAGCAGCUCUGGCCAACAUCAAAAACUCUGAGCAUGCUCUCAAUCCUGAAAUCCUCUUUCGGCCCUUACAGAUGGCAACCAAGUCGUUCAAUGUACAAAUGCAGGUGACGGCACUGGACUGUAUUGGAAAGCUCAUCAGCUAUUCCUACUUUGCCUUUCCAGUUGUAGCGGCAAGCCAACCUGAUGGUACAGAUACUCCGCCUUUGAUCGAAAGAGCAAUCGAGGCUAUCUGCGAUUGCUUCGAAAAUGAAGCGACUGCAGUUGAGAUUCAACAACAAAUCAUCAAAUCCCUACUUGCGGCAGUUCUGGACGACAAGAUUGUUGUUCACGGUGCCGGUCUCCUCAAGGCUGUCAGGCAAGUAUACAACAUCUUCAUCUAUUCAAAAUCUAGCCAAAAUCAACAAGUGGCACAAGGGUCGUUGUUGCAAAUGAUCGCAACGGUAUUUUCCCGCGUACGAACGCGUCUCGAUGUGAAGGAGGCCCGUUCAAGAGAGCAAAACGAGUCGAAAUCGGACGAGGCUCUUUCGGGAGACGCCUCAAUGUUCGAGCAAAGCGAUAUCAACGGUCAGAUGGAUACGCCCGACCAAGAGACUCCCCCUCAUCUAGGAGAAGGGGUUACCAAGAUCCAAGAGAAAUUGACUCUACAAAGCUUCGAACAAAACAAGAAUCUGGACGACGCGUUAGUGGCCGAUAGCGCCCCUACCACGGUGACUCGAGCGAGGAGAGAUCGCAAGAAUACUCGCUCCAGUUCUGGCCCGGUGUCCCGUGCAAGUUUGCAGGAAGAUCGAGAGGAUGCGGAGCUGUCUUCCGAGGACGAGGAUGAUAUCUACAUAAAAGACGCGUUUCUCGUCUUUCGAUCAUUGUGCAAGCUAAGUCAGAAAGUUCUGACACACGACCAACAACAAGAUCUCAGAUCACAGAACAUGAGAUCCAAACUCUUGUCUCUUCAUCUCAUCUACCACCUCAUCAACAACUAUACUCCGGUCUUCACCUCCCCGUUCUCCAUAAUCAAGAGUGGAAACAACGAAGACAGUACUCCAUUCUUGCAGGUUGCCAAGCCUCAUCUCUGCCUGAGCUUGUCUCGCAAUGCCUCCAGUUCUGUCCCUCGAGUUUUUGAAGUUUGCUGCGAGAUCUUCUGGUUAUCUUUGAAGCACCUACGUGUACUGCUCAAGAAAGAAAUCGAAGUGUUCCUUAAAGAGGUCUAUCUCGCUGUUUUGGAGAAGCGAACUGCUCCACUUUUCCAAAAAGAAAAAUUCAUGAAUGUUUUGGAAAGGCUAUCGGCUGAUCCACGCGCUUUGGUCGAAGUCUACCUGAACUAUGAUUGCGACCGGACUGCACUGGAUAACAUGUAUCAAGAAAUUAUUGAGCACUUGUCGCGAAUUUGUAGCACACCAGUCGUUAUUACUCCUGGUCAGCAGCAUCAAUAUCAAGAGCAACAAGCAAAACCCGCUACACCUUCAUCGGAAUGGCAUACCAAAGGCUCCCUGCUGCCAGGUCUCUCUACAGCAACCCUCAGCCACCCGCCUCCUCCACCAUCAUCCAUACCAGGGGAAUAUCUCUUAAAGCAACAAUCACUGCGUUGCUUAGUGGAGAUCUUGAAUUCUCUCGACAACUGGUCCACACAGAGCGGACAGGAGCCUGUGAACGGAUCUCGAUAUCCAGCUUCGAGGGGAUCUUUCGAGGAUUCAAGAGAAUCACUUGACACGAGUGAGAGACCUCCUCCCUCGCCCCGAGUGCCGGGCUUUGGCAGUGAAUCUGGUGUCUCAACCCCAGUUGCAGAAGACGAUCCCAACGAGAUUGAGCGGGUGCGGAUGCGCAAAUCGGCAUUGAACAAUGGAAUCAGACAGUUCAACUUCAAAGCUAAACGGGGAAUCAAGCAACUCUUGGCCGAUGGAUUUAUUCGAAGUGAUAGUCCUCAAGAUAUUGCCAAGUUUUUACUUGGAAAUGAUAAACUCGAUAAGGCUAUGCUUGGUGAAUACCUCGGAGAAGGCGAUGAACAGAACGUAGCCACUAUGCAUGCCUUCGUCGAUCUGAUGGAAUUCAGCAAGAGGAGAUUCGUCGAUGCCCUUAGACAAUUUCUACAGAGUUUCAGGCUACCAGGAGAGGCACAGAAGAUCGACAGAUUCAUGCUCAAGUUCGCCGAACGCUAUCUCUCUGGUAACCCAAACGCAUUUGCAAAUGCUGACACAGCAUAUAUUCUUGCAUACUCGGUGAUUCUACUAAACACCGAUCAGCACAGCACCAAGAUGAAGGGUAGACGGAUGACCCUGGAAGACUUCGUCAAGAACAACCGGGGUAUCAAUGAUGGUCAAGAUUUGCCACAAGAGUAUCUGGCCACAAUUUAUGACGAGAUCGCGAGCCAUGAAAUAGUAUUGACUUCUGAGCGCGAACAUGCUGCCGAAUUGGGGAUCGCAAAUGCGACUGCUGCCACGGGUCUAGCCUCCAGAGCUGGACAAGCACUGGCAAAUGUUGGACGUGAUUUGCAGAAAGAGAAAUAUGCUCAAGCUUCGGAAGAGAUGGCAAACAAGACCGAGCAGCUUUAUCGCAGCCUUAUCCGUGCGCAGAAACGAUCGGCUGUACGAGAAGCGCUGUCGCGAUUCAUACCAGCCACCUCCACCAAACAUGUGGGCCCAAUGUUUAAUGUCUCAUGGAUGUCCUUUUUAUCUGGAUUCUCAAGCCAAAUGCAGGAUGCGCAGAAUCUCGACCUCAUCAAACAAUGUCUCGAUGGUCUCAAACUGGCUAUCAGGAUAGCCUGUCGAUUUGAUCUAGAGACACCCAGGGUCGCCUUCGUGACUGCCCUUGCUAAAUUUACAAACCUCAACAACCUCAAAGAGAUGAUGGCGAAGAAUAUCGAAGCUUUGAAAGUCCUCAUCGAAGUGGCUCUCAGCGAGGGCGAUUUGUUGAAAGGUGCUUGGCGAGAAGUUCUAAUGUGUAUCAGUCAGCUCGAUCGCCUUCAAUUGUUGUCCACUGGAAUCGACGAAGGUGUCAUUCCAGAUGUUUCAAGGGCAAAUAUUCCUCUGCCUUCGAACUCGAGAGAUAGUAGAGGUAGCCGGAAGUCCAUGCAAGCACCAAGGCGUCCCAGACCAAGAUCAUCGCAUACCUUCCGACCUGAAGUCGCGGAUGAAACAAAAUCAACGGAUAUGGUCCGUGGGGUAGAUCGGAUCUUUACAAACACCGCCAAAUUGUCAUCCGAAGCUAUAAUCGAUUUUGUUCGUGCUCUGAGUGAAGUCAGCUGGCAAGAAAUCCAGUCCUCAGGCAACAGUGAAUCCCCGCGGACGUAUAGCUUACAGAAACUGGUAGAGAUCAGCUACUACAAUAUGACGAGAGUCAGGAUAGAGUGGACGCGCAUCUGGGAAGUUCUCGGAGAACAUUUCAAUCAGGUUGGCUGCCACAACAACACAACGGUUGUGUUCUUCGCUCUUGAUUCCCUCCGUCAACUGUCCAUGAGAUUUAUGGAGAUUGAGGAACUGCCAGGUUUCAAGUUCCAGAAGGACUUUUUGAAGCCAUUCGAGCACGUCAUGUCCAAUACAACUGUCGUUACGGUGAAAGACAUGGUUCUACGGUGUCUGAUUCAGAUGAUCCAAGCCCGUGGAGACAACAUCAGAUCAGGUUGGAAGACAAUGUUUGGAGUAUUUUCGAUUGCGGCCAGAGAACAGUAUGAAGCAAUCGUUAACAUAGCCUUUGAUUACACCACCCAAAUUUACAACACGCGAUUUGGUGUUGUCAUUUCGCAAGGUUCAUUCCCCGACCUCAUUGUCUGCCUGACAGAAUUUUCAAAGAACCUCAAGUUUCAGAAGAAGUCGUUACAAGCAAUUGAACUACUGAAAUCCACAGUCCCCAAGAUGUUGAAAACACCUGAAUGUCCUCUAUCUAAAAGACACUUCAAAGCCGCAGAUUUGGAUGGAUCGGUGGUAGCUGGUGUGAAACAGCCAACCUCUCAGACCGAAGAAGAACAAUUCUGGUAUCCUGUCCUUAUAGCAUACCAGGAUGUUCUAAUGACUGGCGAAGAUCUGGAAGUUCGUUCACGGGCUCUUACUUAUCUCUUCGAUACAUUGAUCAGGUAUGGCGGUGACUUCCCUAUUGAUUUUUGGGACGUGCUAUGGCGACAGCUCCUAUACCCAAUCUUCGUUGUCCUGCAGUCAAAAUCUGAAAUGUCAAAGGCACCCAACCAUGAAGAGUUGUCGGUGUGGUUAUCAACAACUAUGAUUCAAGCACUCAGGAACAUGAUCACACUGUUUACGCAUUACUUUGACUCUUUGGAGCACAUGCUGGAUAGAUUCUUGGACCUUCUCACGUUAUGCAUCUGUCAAGAGAACGACACAAUUGCUCGGAUCGGCAGCAAUUGUUUGCAGCAACUGAUUUUGCAAAAUGUCACCAAAUUCACACCAGAGCAUUGGGCUCGAAUUGUCACAGCGUUUGUGGAGCUCUUCAAUCGAACCACGGCUUAUGAGUUAUUCUCCGCUGCUGCCACCAUGUCAGAUGCUCGGCCUACCCCAGCUACCGACGGAGCCGAAGGUCUAUCGAUAUCAGGAACGACGAUUGUCGAAACUCCCACAACGAAUGGAGGCCCCGAUCCAUUUCCUGCUCCUGACUCUUCCCUGGAACACAAAGGCGAUGUCCCAACUGCUGACAUUCCUCACUCACAAUCAACACAAGAGCUUGAAGAUUAUCGCCCACACUCUGAUCUUCAGACCCCCGUUCCUGUAGUGACUGCGGCACGCCGACGUUUCUUCAAUAAGAUCAUCACUAAUUGCGUAUUGCAAUUGUUGAUGAUCGAGACUGUUGCAGAGUUGUUCUCGAAUGAUUCAGUCUAUGCACAAAUACCAUCAUCUGAACUUCUCCGCUUGAUGGCACUCCUAAAGAAGUCCUAUCAAUUCGCGAAGAAGUUCAAUGGUGACAAAGAUCUCAGAAUGGCGUUGUGGCGUCAAGGAUUCAUGCGCCAACCGCCCAAUCUACUGAAACAGGAGUCUGGUUCGGCAAACACAUAUGUAAGUAUACUACUCAGGAUGUACCACGAUGAAGGGGAAGAGCGAAGGUCGAGUAGAGACCAGACUGAAGGCGCAUUGAUUCCGUAA
Molecule: messenger RNA, 5661 nt
Organism: Exophiala aquamarina CBS 119918
Lineage: Eukaryota; Fungi; Ascomycota; Eurotiomycetes; Chaetothyriales; Herpotrichiellaceae
Exons: 1
Coding region: 1-5661 (1886 amino acids)
Biological process (GO): regulation of ARF protein signal transduction
Molecular function (GO): guanyl-nucleotide exchange factor activity
Source: RefSeq, a predicted model, not a curated record